CGCGGAAGCCAGUGAGAAGUGGGAGGCAGCCGGGCGCGCACUCUAGGGGACAGGAUCUAUAAAGGCAAGGCCCCAAGACCGAACGCGCGCUUCAGUCUUUUUCUCCGUCCCAGGGAGGUAACCGUAACACGUCCAGCCCCACGGUCCCCUUCGUGCCCGCCCCUUCUGCGUGCCUACGGCCUACAGUCGCUCGCCGGGCCCGAAGAGAGACAUGCUGAGUCGUGCCCUGCUCUGCCUAGCCCUGGCCGUGACGGCCGGGGUCCGCGCUGACGCCCCCGAGGAGGAGGACGACGUCCUCGUCCUGAAGAAGAGCAACUUUGAGGAGGCGCUGGCGACCUAUGAGUAUCUCCUGGUGGAGUUCUAUGCUCCUUGGUGUGGCCACUGCAAAGCUCUAGCACCUGAGUAUGCUAAGGCAGCUGGGAAAUUGAAGGCUGAAGGUUCUAAAAUCAGACUGGCCAAAGUAGAUGCCACUGAAGAGUCUGAUCUAGCACAGCAGUAUGGGGUUCGGGGGUACCCCACCAUCAAAUUCUUUAAGAAUGGAGAUACAGCUUCUCCCAAAGAGUAUACAGCUGGCAGAGAAGCUGAAGAUAUUGUGAACUGGCUGAAGAAACGCACUAGUCCAGCAGUCACUGUCCUGACAGAUGUUGCUGCUGCUGAGUCCUUGGUGGAUUCCAGUGAAGUUGCUGUUAUUGGCUUAUUCAAGGAUCUGGAGUCAGAACUCGUCAAACAGUUCACAUUGGCUGCAGAGUCCAUCGAUGAUAUCCCAUUUGGAAUCUCUUCCAACAGUGAUUUGUACUCCAAAUAUCAAUUUGAUAAAGAUGGCAUUGUCCUCUUUAAGAAGUUUGACGAAGGUCGAAACAACUUCGAAGGAGAGAUUACCAAGGAAAACCUACUGACUUUUGUUAAUUACCACCGGCUGCCCUUGGUCAUUGAGUUCACUGAGCAGACGGCCCCCAAAAUUUUUGGAGGUGAAAUCAAGACUCAUAUCCUUUUGUUCCUGCCAAAGAGUGUUUCUGACUAUGAUGAGAAACUGAAUAACUUCAAAAAAGCAGCAGAAAGUUUCAAGGGAAAGAUCCUGUUUAUCUUCAUUGAUAGUGACCACACUGACAAUCAGAGGAUCCUUGAGUUCUUUGGCCUAAAGAAGGAAGAGUGCCCAGCUGUCCGCCUCAUCACUUUGGAAGAGGAGAUGACCAAGUACAAGCCUGAGUCAGAUGAAUUAACGGCAGAAAAGAUAAAGGAAUUCUGUGACCGAUUUUUGGAGGGCAAAGUCAAGCCCCAUUUAAUGAGCCAGGACCUACCUGAUGACUGGGACAAGCAGCCUGUUAAAGUACUAGUUGGGAAGAACUUUGAAGAAGUUGCUUUUGAUGAAAAAAAGAAUGUCUUUGUGGAAUUCUAUGCCCCCUGGUGUGGUCACUGCAAACAGUUGGCUCCCAUUUGGGACAAAUUGGGAGAGACUUAUAAGGAUCAUGAAAGUAUAGUCAUCGCCAAGAUGGACUCAACAGCUAAUGAAGUAGAGGCAGUUAAGGUCCACAGUUUCCCCACGUUAAAGUUCUUCCCUGCAAGCGCUGACAGAACGGUAAUUGAUUACAAUGGAGAGAGAACACUAGAAGGUUUCAAAAAGUUCCUGGAGAGUGGUGGACUAGAUGGGGCAGGGGAUGAUGAUGAUCUAGAAGACUUGGAAGAAGCUGAAGAGCCAGAUAUGGAAGAAGAUGAUGAUCAAGUAGCCCCGAAAGAUGAAUUGUAAAGAGGAGAACUAAGUUGACAUAUCCCAAAAAUAAGACACUACAUUAUGGGCUGCUCCAACCAAGCAGCAAAUGCAUCUGGAAACUUGUAAGAUUCACAGCUGAAGGAGAGUGUUGAUUGAAAAUCCAGGGAUUUUUUUAAAAGUAAUAUUCAUUCUAACAUGUAUGUAAAUUCAAAUGUCCUUUCCUUUUUGCUUUUCAAUUUUUGAAAAGUGAGUUAUCUUUAAUAGCCCAGAUCAUUUGGUGAGACUCCUAUUCUUUCAGGGGAAGGGGUGGGGGAUGUGGUGUAAUUUUUUUUGUACUUUUUUUUUGUCACACGUUUUUUGGUUUGAAGCGGGUUGUAAAGUUAAAAGCAUGAGUGCUGUUGUCAUUACUAAACCAUUUUAGUGUAUGCUACACUCAUGAUAUCGCCUAUGAAAGUUCAUGUCAUCCUUUUAAAAAAAAAUCCUGCCUGUAGGGUUUUUUUUUUUUAACACAUUUGAUAAUUCAACAACAUGUCAGGGUGUCAAACAGCAGUGUCACUCACCUUUUAGCUAGUCCUCCCUGGAAUCAACCAUUCCUUAGUCUGGGGAGGGGCAACCACUAAGCUAAAUGCAAGGACUCUCCCCUUCACACCAGUGUUACCAUGGCUGAAUGUCCUUGUAUUUUUGCUUUCAAGACACUUUUUUAACGCUCUGGAGUUGGAUAGGACUAUGCCAUCAUUUGUUUGUUUGUGUUUUUUUGUGACAACAAUCAUUGGUGAAAGGGAAGAUAGUUUCUGGCUCCCCUCCUCAGACUAGAUCCAGAAGUAGUACCACCUUCUUCCCUGUUACGAUACAGGGUUUUGUUCCACGACUUUCUGGUGAGUUGCUCUGUGAAUACUGGAUUCUCUUCCAAGGCCUACUUGAUGCAGUAAACCAGGACGCUUAUGAUUAUUGGGAAUUGGGGAGGGCAGUGUGUGGGUAUGGGCCACGGAUGUUUGAGCUCAAACUUGAUAACACUUUAAACAUUUCCACCAUAAUGUUGGAACUGAACACAUUGGCCAAAUAAAGUUGAAAUUUUAAUAUUUGGUAUCUUACUAACUUUAUUUUUUAAACCCAUAUGUAAUUAAGUCCAGUAUUAAGGAUCUAGAGAGAGUGUGAGAGUGAGAGAGAGUGUGUGUGUGUGUGUGUGUGUGUGUGUGACCUUAAAACCUAAUAUGCAAGAAAUUGUGUGGAGAAUGGAUUUAAUGGUUUCUAAAGGGGGCUGAAGGACCCCCUAAGGACAGUUCAUGUUGUCAUUUCCUUUAAGACUAAUUUUUGUAAACUUUUGAGGUAUGAUGGAUACAUUAAGUCUCACUCAUCCCUCAACUCUUUUCAGCUUGACUUCUUAUCUGAACUCUACUGAAACUGCUCCUACUGAUAUUCUUUUAAUUGAUUAAAAUCCAAAUCUCAUGGUCUUUUCUCAGUAUUCAUUCUUCUUUCUUGAUCUCUCUGCUUUAUGACAGUGUUGAUCACCUUCUCCUGGAUACUCUUUCCUCUUCCAAGUUUCAUCAGACUGCUUUCUUUUGGUUCCUUUGCCUGACUGCUUCUUCUGAGUCCUUUGGGUUCAUCAUCCGUAUUGUGUCCCACACACCCCCAGCUGGGGGUGAGGUCUGUCCAGGGCCCUCUUACCUACACUGUCUUGGUGACCCUAUCAGUUCCCUUGGGUUACUGAUAAAGAAUUCUGCACUCUUUAUCCAGAGCAAGUAUCCCUAAGCUCCAGCCCCCUGGGUAUUAGCAUUUCAGACUUAAUAUGUCCAAAACAGAGCUCAACUUUACGUCUUUGAACUUGUCCCUACUUCUAAACUUUCCUGUUAAGGGUACCAUUGCCCUUCAAGUGUCACAUGUUUGCAAACUAGUGUUAUCCCUCGACUUCUUACUUUUUUUCACUGCAGAUAACCGUUACUAAAUCUUAUUUCUACCUCCACAAAAUCUCUUAGAUGUGUUUCCUCUUUCUUCACACAGCCACCACCCUAGUUCAGAUCCUUAUCAUUUUUCACUUAGAUUAUUACAACAGGUUUCUGACUGGUAUUCUCUCCCUACUCCACCAGUGAUGUCAAACUCAAAUGAAAAUAUGGGCCAUUUAUCCAUAUGUAAGGAUCCCUGCAGGCUGCUUAUGAACUUAGUUUUAAAAUAGGUUUUUAUUAUAUUUUCAUUUACUUUGUUAAAUAUUUCCCAGUUAGAUUUUAAUCUGGUUUGGGACAGUACACUGGAGAGUAUUGGGGGUCACACGUAGCCUGUGGGCUAUGUGUUUGUCAACUCUGCUCUAUCUACCUUGCUGUCAAAAUGAUUUUCCUUAAAAGAUCUGACCAUGCACUUUUCCUACUUGGUACACUACAGUGACUUUCUACUGCCUUUAGGAUAAGAUGUAAACUCUUGUUAGCUGACCAAGGGUAUGAAGGAUUUUAAAAGCUAAUCUUUCCAACCUCACUACAUAUUACUCACCUUCCCACGACAUAAUUCAGCCAAACUGGUCUAUCUUAUUCAUGGUACUCCAUGUCUGUGCCUUUGUACUGGAGGUCCUCAUCCUAACUGCACUACCUCCUUGUUUCCACCUUCAUGAUAACCACUCAAGUACCAAUUAUGUGAAGCUUUUCCUAAAUCUUAUCCCUCACCAACUGCUAGUGCCCUUGCUAACUACUUCGCAUUUAUUCUGUAUGUAUUUGUUCAGUGUGUACUUACAUAUGUCCAUGUUUCCUCUGAUAGAAUGGAAGCUCCCUGUGAGCAGGGAUUUUUUUUUUUGGUCUUUGUAUCCACAGCACCUGGCACAUAGAAGUUUAAUAAACACUGAUUUCAAACUUGA
Trichosurus vulpecula (common brushtail) is the source of this 4544-nucleotide messenger RNA. RefSeq names its product prolyl 4-hydroxylase subunit beta (gene P4HB). Lineage: Eukaryota; Metazoa; Chordata; Mammalia; Diprotodontia; Phalangeridae. The coding region runs from base 212 to 1744 and encodes 510 amino acids. Gene Ontology annotation, molecular function: protein disulfide isomerase activity. The transcript has 11 exons. Gene Ontology annotation, cellular component: external side of plasma membrane; endoplasmic reticulum. Gene Ontology annotation, biological process: response to endoplasmic reticulum stress; protein folding. The record is from RefSeq and is a predicted model, not a curated record.